AUGUUUUGCUUAUUAAUCCGGAGANAUCGUCUAAUAUGUCCAUAUAAUUCGUCUCACCGUAUCGGAAAAGAAAUUUUGGAUCAACACUUGGAAGAUUGUCAAUGGAAAAGAGAUGGCUAUAAUAAAUGUCAUGUACCACUGUCUGAACCAAAUUUAGAUUUGUGUUCUCCUUUCUCUAUAAAAUUGGAUGCAGUUUUGCAAAAUAGCAUCAUAGAAGAAGCUAGAAGAAAGGAUUCUACAAUAAGCAUUGGUUUGGGUGAUCGGUUAAUUCCACGAACAUCCGAUAGAAUCUUCACAGAUUUUACUCGCGAUGAAAGGAAAAUAUUAUACGAAUAUGUCGUCUCCCGUACAAUGAAAGUGGACGUUGGACAUGACUUUACAGAUACCAAAACAUUAGUCUGUAGAGAUAAAGAUAACAAACAGUUAUCGUUUCUGGAGAUACUGGUUCAAGAACGUAAUUUAAAACGACGUAGGGCUAAACACAGAGGUGUUCAUACCAAUAAAAAGUCUCACAUGGAAAUCCUCAGAGAGAUCAUAGAUCAACAAAUGGAGUUGUACGUCGAUCAUGUCACGCAAGAACAUCAAAUUAAUCGUGAGACGAAAGCUGUAGAUCUCAGAAAAACUGAAAGUCCAAGGAAACAUCUGGGUGACACUGUACAAAACACAUCCUCGUUGUCUCCCACCGAUUCUCGUUACAACUGUCGUCAUCUUUUACUUAGGGACUCUCAGAAUGAUCACGGAGGUAACAAUCUCCGAAACGAUCGUAUCGAACCGUCGCACGCAUCUUCGUUCAGAGAUCGAUACGGGCGAGACAAGUAUUCGCGAACUACAACAGAAUCGCGAAACUCGAAGGAAUCACGAAAACCGCAGACACAACGUAAACAUAAACGUUCCCGUUCCAGAGAACGCGAUUAUAGCAAAAAGAGUAGACGAGAGUUCUCCGAGAAGACUUACGCGAGGAAUGUUAGGAAGUAUGAGAAACCGGAAAGUAUGACAAAGAACUGCGAUCAUUUUAAAAAGGUGGAGAAGAACCAUUAGCGUCUGUUGUUAUCGUGAUGUUUUGCUUAUUAAUCCGGAGAAAUUGCUUAUAUAAAUACGAUUGCUGUGUAUGCGUUUAUG
Messenger RNA from Megalopta genalis, 1119 nucleotides. Lineage: Eukaryota; Metazoa; Arthropoda; Insecta; Hymenoptera; Halictidae. The record is from RefSeq and is a predicted model, not a curated record.